AACUUACGCAAACUAAUACCCCUUAUAUAUUUGGGGGUCUUCCAACUAUACAAGUAGAGAAACCAGCGCGUGUGUAGAAAAAUGAGAGGAGAAGGCAAGAAAUGGGAGGAUUUGAUGCAACAAGUGAAGAAAGUUGGGUACAUAGCUGGGCCGAUGGUGUUGGUAUCGAUGUUGCAGUAUCUGCUGCAAGUGGUUUCCACGAUGAUGGUCGGCCACCUCGGCCGCCUCACGCUAUCAAGCGUCGCCAUCGCCACUUCUCUGACCAAUGUCACCGGUUUCAGCCUUCUCUCAGGGCUGGUUGGCGGCUUGGAAACUCUGUGCGGGCAGGCCUACGGCGCGGGGCAGUACCAGAAGCUGGGCGUCUACACUUACAGCGCCGUGUUUUCACUAGCUGCGGUGUGCAUCCCGGUGAGCCUUGCGUGGGUGUUGAUGGAGAAGCUGCUGGUGGCCAUGGGGCAGGAUCCCCUCGUCUCCCUCCAAGCCCGAGACUACUCUCUCCGCCUCAUUCCCGCCCUGUUUGCUGCUGCUGUUUCAAAGCCUCUUGUGAGAUACUUGCAAACUCAGAGCUUGGUUUUGCCGAUGGUGGUAAGCUCGUUUGUGGUGCUGUGCUGCCACAUUCCCACCACUUGGGCUCUCGUCUAUAAGCUGGAUAUGGGGAGUAGUGGUGCAGCUACGGCCGUCUGUAUAUCCAAUUGGUUAUAUGUCUUUGUUCUUGCAGUUUACAUCAGAUACUCACCAUCAUGCAAGGCCACGCGCUUGGCCUUCUCCGUUGAGGCCUUCCGGCACAUAGGGGAGUUCUUCCGCUUUGCAGCUCCUUCUGCUGUCAUGGUUUGCCUGAAAUGGUGGUCGCUGGAAGUGCUUGUUUUGGUAUCCGGCCUUUUACCCAAUCCAACGCUUGAGACAUCAGUGCUGUCAAUAUGCCUAACUAUUUCGACAUUGCAUCUCACCAUUCCGUAUGGACUUGGAGCUGCAGCAAGCACGCGAGUUUCGAAUGAGUUAGGAGCUGGAAAUGCGGACAAGGCGCGGCUGGUGGUUUGGGUGGCGAUGUUUCUUGCUGUGGCUGAAACUGUGGCCGUGAGCAUCCUUCUCCUCUGCCUGCGCCACGUUCUAGGGCGUGCCUACAGCAACGAGAGGCAGGUGGUGAACUACAUUGCUGGGAUGACUCCACUUAUUUGUGUCUCCACCAUCACUGAUAGCCUGCAAGUAGUGAUCUCUGGAAUUGCAAGAGGGAGUGGGUGGCAACACAUCGGUGCUUAUGUGAACUUAGGCGCAUUUUAUGUGGUGGGGGUUCCGGCAGCCGUAGCCCUGGGCUUCGCGGUGCACUUGAACGCGAGAGGGUUGUGGAUAGGGAUACUCAUUGGUUCUGUGUUGCAAUCAACCGUUAUGUCAGUUAUAACAGGAUUCACCAACUGGAACAAACAGGUACCUACCCAUUUCAGCUUUUCCUACUACUUUGAAAUUGACGACAUCAACUUCCUACAGGCAACGGAGGCACAGGAGAGAGUCGCUGAGGCUCCAUCGUCACACCCCUAAUUACUCAAACUUGGAAGCCAGCCAGUGAGAGAUCAUAGAUAUGUCAGGAAACAGUGAAAUGCAAGACAUAAUAAAGUAGGUAGGCGAUCUCGUAUUAUAUCAAAUUAUUGUGAAAGAAAAUUGUCUACACAGCACACCACUCAUUACAUUCCAAUGAAAACUUGUAGCUAGAUCUGAUAGUGAUGUAAAUGAGUGAAUGAGAUAUGUGCAUGGUCAAGAAGCUGGUGAAGUGAGAGCAAUUUCUAUUUCCUCCAAA
This is a messenger RNA of Salvia miltiorrhiza (redroot sage), 1789 nucleotides long. RefSeq names its product protein DETOXIFICATION 12-like. The record is from RefSeq and is a predicted model, not a curated record. The coding region runs from base 82 to 1533 and encodes 483 amino acids. Gene Ontology annotation, biological process: xenobiotic detoxification by transmembrane export across the plasma membrane. Gene Ontology annotation, cellular component: membrane. The transcript has 6 exons. NCBI's taxonomy places the organism in Eukaryota, Viridiplantae, Streptophyta, Magnoliopsida, Lamiales, Lamiaceae. Gene Ontology annotation, molecular function: antiporter activity; xenobiotic transmembrane transporter activity.